CUGAGGCGAGCCCGCCGCCUGGGAAGUGCGCGUGCGCAGACGGGGGCUAGCUGUUUCGCGGCGCCGCAGGGAGGGCUUCGCCGGAAGCGGAAGCGGCUCCAAGCAGCGUUCGGAGCUAAGGCGGAAGCGGCGGUUGGUGGGGACAGGCCCUGAAGAGCAAUGGGGAACACCAGCAGCGAGCGCGGAGGAGUGGAGCGCCAGGGUGGCCACAAGACCCCGCGCCGAGACAGCGCCGGGGGAGCCAAGGAAGGGGACAGGCCCAAGAUCCUGAUGGACAGCCCCGAAGAUGCCGACUUGUUCCAUUCAGAGGAAAUGAAGGCUUCUUUGGAGAAAGAAGAAUUCCUGGCUUGGCAGCACGAUGUGGAGGUGAAGGAUAAAGCCCCUACCCAAGCUCGGCCCACUGUCUUUCGCUGGACUGGAGGAGGGAAAGAAGUCUAUCUAUCAGGCUCUUUUAAUAACUGGAGUAAAAUUCCACUUACAAGGAGUCACAAUAAUUUUGUAGCAAUCCUUGAUCUUCCAGAAGGUGAACACCAAUACAAGUUCUAUGUGGAUGGUCACUGGACACACGAUCCUUCAGAGCCUGUAGUAACCAGCCAGUUGGGGACAGUCAACAAUGUUAUUCAGGUGAAGAAAACAGAUUUUGAAGUCUUUGAUGCUUUAAUGGUCGACUCUCAAAAGUGCUCAGACAUGUCUGAGCUGUCAAGUUCACCCCCUGGACCCUACCACCAGGACCCCUACAUCUGUAAGCCAGAGGAGCGGUUCAAAUCUCCCCCCAUUCUUCCUCCACAUCUGCUGCAGGUUAUUCUAAACAAAGACACUGGGAUUUCGUGUGAUCCAGCUCUGCUUCCAGAGCCUAACCAUGUCAUGCUGAAUCACCUCUAUGCGCUCUCCAUUAAGGAUGGGGUGAUGGUGCUCAGUGCCACCCACCGUUACAAGAAAAAAUAUGUGACCACCUUGCUGUACAAGCCCAUAUGAACUGUGAGUGGGUACCCUGACUGCUAGAGCACCAGAGGCAAGAGCUCCAAAGUGUGACCUCACUGUCAAAAUCAGUUAAACCAAAAAAAGAGGCCAAUUUGUUGAAUAGCCCUGUGUGCACGUUGCUCUCUUUCUCUUCGCCUGUCUCCUGCUAUGGAUUUUCUUCAGCCCAACAAGCAGGUAUACAUGGUGAAAAUCUGAGGAUUGCCCUGCAAUCCUUGCCUGUUAAAAAAAGAACCCAAAACCUGAGACAAAAGGGUUGCAGAGUACAUUUAGCCUAGUGUUUGGGUUUUUUUGUCCUCAAUUUAAAUAGGCUACCAAGAAUAGACCUGUAUAUAUCAGGUCCCCAAAGGAGCUGGGCUUUUUCUGUGCUAACAGAUGUAAAGGGAGCCACUUCUUGAGGUUUUUUUUUUUUUUUGGGUGGGGAGGGCUUACCUAUAUUGCUUGGCUUUUCUUCCUCCUAUUUUCCCCUCUGGCAGUAGUGGCCUCUAGACUCCCUGAGUGUAGGCAAAAGACAAGCUUUUGGUACCAUGAACAAUCCUGUGCAGCAGCCUGGUAAAACUUACUUUGCUAUAACUGGGCUGAUUUAGGUGGGAAUUAACUGGUCAGCAGCAAAAAAAUUCAAGGGGGUGGGGGAAUCAGGGCUUACUGUCAGUCUUUGGGCCCAAACCUAGUGAGUCCUACAAGUCUUGUCCUCUUCCACCAUCAUGCUCUGGAAAAUAGGUUUUAUGUAAAGUAUUUCUCCUAAAUGGCAAGAACUGUGGGGUCUUCCCUUGCAACAGUGUUCAGGACAAAGGAAUGAGUCCAGCAGUGGUACAAUGACAGGGUGGAAAGCUGUUUGUUUUCUUUGAAUGCUGAUGUCAGUUGUCAAUGCACUGAGAAAAUACACUCCCAAGUCUCCUCAGGAGCCAGCUUGUGCCUUUUUGCCAGAGCUUGGCAAAGUGACCUUUGGGAACUGAAGCUCCCAGAAUUGCCCAGCCAUCAUGCCAACUGAGGAAUUCAGGGACUUAGUAAUCCGAAAAAGCAACAUUUCCAAACACUGCUUUUGCCAAUCGAGCCGGUGUGGUUUUGCGACGCCUUCUGAUUCCUUAGUAAUC
This is a messenger RNA of Sceloporus undulatus (fence lizard), 2072 nucleotides long. It is a transcript of the gene PRKAB1, whose product is annotated as protein kinase AMP-activated non-catalytic subunit beta 1. Gene Ontology annotation, molecular function: protein kinase binding. Gene Ontology annotation, biological process: signal transduction. Lineage: Eukaryota; Metazoa; Chordata; Lepidosauria; Squamata; Phrynosomatidae. The transcript has 8 exons. Bases 160 to 975 code for a protein of 271 amino acids. The record is from RefSeq and is a predicted model, not a curated record. Gene Ontology annotation, cellular component: nucleus; nucleotide-activated protein kinase complex; cytoplasm.